Molecule: messenger RNA, 863 nt
Organism: Colletes gigas
Lineage: Eukaryota; Metazoa; Arthropoda; Insecta; Hymenoptera; Colletidae
Gene: Svip
Exons: 3
Coding region: 174-419 (81 amino acids)
Biological process (GO): positive regulation of autophagy; negative regulation of retrograde protein transport, ER to cytosol; negative regulation of VCP-NPL4-UFD1 AAA ATPase complex assembly
Cellular component (GO): endoplasmic reticulum membrane
Source: RefSeq, a predicted model, not a curated record
UAUGCAUGUAGUGAUGUAUGCAUUUAACAGAUGUUUAUGUACGGUCAUAUUUAUUGAUUGAAGACUGACACCAGUUGGAACGUUCAUCGUGCAUAUGCGUUUUUUAUUAAAACAAUUGUCAUAAUAUCAAUAAUCGAUAUAGUUAGCCAUAGUAAAACUAUACUGCAAUUACUAUGGGAAAUUUUUGUACAUCUUGUUGCAAAGAGUCAGCGUCGUACGAGGACGUAACACCAGAUGUGGAAGUUAGGAGAAGGAAACAAAUAGAAGCUGUGGAUAGGAGGCUUGCUGAGCAAGAGAGUCGAGGUAUUAAAAAUAUAGACGCUGUUAGAAGGCAACAAAUGUUAGAUCAACAGCAUGACAAACGCAUGGAAGAAGCUAGUAGUAUAAAUGUGCAACCUACGUUGAAGUGGCAAGUUUAACGGAAGAACAGCUGAAGGUAACUACGCUACCUUUGAAUUAUAUUUUACGGAGCAAACACAUAAUAUAAGCAAAGAUCGUUAAUCAAUUAUAAAUAACACACAAGAAUAUAUAUAUAUUGAACGAUAUCAUCGUAAUAAAGUUAUAGGUUUGUAUUUUGUGAAAUUUAAAUAUUCGAAGGAAAUGUUUAAAUUAUAUACACAUGUUUUCACGCGGCAUUUUCUAUAGUACUUUGACUACUUCUAUUAAAUAUGAAUAUUUUAUAUGGCAUACGAAUAAGAAAAAGAGUGCCGGCAGUGUAAUUGCACAAGCCCUGGCCAUACGUAUAAAACGUUAAAAAUUAGUACGUAUGAAUGAUUUUUGCCUAUUUGUUACUAUUAUUUUUGUUCCACACUAUAUUAUUACUAUUGUAAACAGAGAUAUAUUUUCGUUAUAUACGUGGUUAU